CUCAGUGUCGCUGGGAACGUCGAAGGAGUAGUAUCGUGCCGCUCUCUCCUCGUUCCUCUCCUACAAAAUAACACAAAACAUGUUUCCUCUCAAGUAUAACCUAUCGUUAAUAUUUCCUCCGUGAACAAAUAAAUAGCUAUUGCAAUUGUGCUAUGGAUAAAGGUUACUUUUUCUAUUCUUAACGAAUUUCGAAAAUACUCCUAUAUAUCCCUAUAUGUGAAUUGAAACGUGUCUAAAAGUCAUGAGUACUUGUUAUAAAAUACAGUGAAAAAAAUACAAUUAGCGAUUGACACUACACAAACAACUGAUUGAAAUAAACAGUUUUUUAGUUUGUGUCUCACUGGGAGAAAUAUUUUCGACUAGCGGACAAAUUAAAAAAACAAUUACACCGGCGAAAAUUGUGUCAAAAUGAAUAAUGCUAUUUAGUGGAAAAUAGGCUUGGGUGAAGACCAUGCCAUACUCGCCGCUCGUAAGAAUGCUGAUCCCCUUCCUGAGUGCCGCCAUAGUUGUGGUGUCAGUGGGAGAUGCAGCUGAGAAGAGCUUGACCAUAGCGGCCGGGGAUCACAGCUCACCUCUCGGCCCUGCCCAGCCAUAUUUCGUCUACCACGAGUCUAUCAACGUCACCGGAAUGCUAGGAAAAACUGCCGUCCUCAACUGCCGGGUGAAAAACAUUGGUAACAAGACGGUGUCGUGGAUUCGGCACAGGGACAUUCACCUGCUGACAGUAGGCGGGUUCACCUACACCUCGGACGCAAGGUUCUCAGCCCGCCACGUAGAAGGUUCUGAGGAUUGGCUGCUUCUCGUCCACUACCUUCAGGAGAGAGAUGCUGGCCAGUACGCGUGUCAGAUCUCCACCACGCCUCCUCACAGCCAUUUUGUCCACUUGACAGUAGUUGAACCCGAGACAGUGAUCGAAGGGCCAGCUGAUGUUUACAUAAACACGGGAAGUCGACUGUCUCUCACCUGCAGCGUGAGGUACAGUCCUGAACCCCCUGCCUUCAUCUUCUGGUACCAUGAUGACAAGCUCGUGCCCUACGGCAAGGGUCGUGACGAAGUAGUUGUAUCAACGGAAGGUGGGCGAGGGGACGAGGUGGGUGUGGUCAGCACUUCGCAAUUGCUGGUUCAGGUGGUGAAGCAGCGUCACUCAGGUGUGUACAGGUGUGCCCCUGCCAGCUCCAACAGUAAGGAGGUCACUGUACAUGUUAUUGCUGGAGACCAGCCGGCAGCCAUCGUCCACGAUAACAACGGCUUAGCUGAAAACAGCGGUGUGACGGACCUCAAUACCCAUUGUGUUUACUUCCUUUUAGGCAGUCUUAAUUACUUACUCAUGCGCCUGUCCUAACCUAAAUUUGUGUAACCUUGCCCACCCGAUCCUAGUCUAUCCUGGCCUAACAUAAAUCAAUAUAUCUUAGUCUAGUUGAGAGUGGACUAGCCUCUACGUAGCAGAGUUGAAUUUCAACUAGCCAUGUUCUGGUGUAGGAAGUGUAGCGUGUAAAUGCAUAUAUCUAAACUAGAUUAGUAUAUAACAUAACGUAGUUAAUCUGUCUUGUCAUAAAUAUAUCCUAACCUAACUUAUAUUUAAUGUACAUGGUUUUAGAGUAAUGAACCUUACAUUAUAUUCUACAUCGGAUUUCCAAUCUUAAAGAUGGUUUGAGAUUAUAUAUAUAU
Procambarus clarkii (red swamp crayfish) is the source of this 1668-nucleotide messenger RNA. RefSeq names its product limbic system-associated membrane protein. Gene Ontology annotation, biological process: synapse organization. Gene Ontology annotation, cellular component: neuron projection membrane. The record is from RefSeq and is a predicted model, not a curated record. NCBI's taxonomy places the organism in Eukaryota, Metazoa, Arthropoda, Malacostraca, Decapoda, Cambaridae.